Molecule: messenger RNA, 1183 nt
Organism: Lynx canadensis (Canada lynx)
Lineage: Eukaryota; Metazoa; Chordata; Mammalia; Carnivora; Felidae
Product: 39S ribosomal protein L42, mitochondrial-like
Cellular component (GO): mitochondrial large ribosomal subunit
Source: RefSeq, a predicted model, not a curated record
AUACACAUAUGUGUGUGUAUAUGUGAGUUUGUAUGUGUUUGUGUAUUCCCCACAUGGAAAAUUUACUACACCAUAAACGCAGUCUUAAAUUCCAAAGAAUCAAUAUCAUGUAUGCUGUAUUCUCUGACCAUAAUCAAUUAACACUAGAAAUUUUAAACAGGAAAAUAAGCAUAGUUUACAUAAUCCUAAAUGUAAGGUUUUAUAUUAAUAAAUAAUCCUUGGAUUAAAAGGGGAUUAUGAGGAUUGAGGUAAGAUGGCAGGUUUAUGAUGAGUGACUGUCAGGGAUGAAAAUAGGUAUGCCUGGAAGCAGAAUUUAAAAGCAGUUUCUCUUCAGAUCAUCUUCUUUCAUACCACCUGAUAAGCAUCUUGAGUCACCAUGGUAUUAGCAGCAGUAAAACGGGAGAUAUCGAACAGAACUAUCUGGAAACAUUUAUUUCCAAUUCAAAACAGGGCUUUAUAUUGUGUUUGUCAUAAACCUACGUGUUCUCCUCUUCCAGAUGACCAUAAUUAAGUAGAGUUUGCUUUGACAUCUGAUGACAGGAUGACAGUAUGCUACCACCCUUCUGUGGACAUUCCGUAUGAACAUACAAAACCUACCCCACGGCCAGAUCCUGUGCAUAAUAAUGAAGAAACACAUGAUCAAAUGCUGAAAACCAGAUUACAAGGAAAAAAUGAACACUUUGAGCAAGAACCUAUGAUAGAACAACGUAGCAAAAUGUUCUUUACUAAGCAUCAUUUGUGUCCUCGUGGACAGUAUCAUAGACAUUGUAGGAAACUGGAUCCUCCAAAAGACAGAUGAUAUUGAGGUUUUCAGUAAUCAAAGAGAUGUUAUCUUGUGUCUUAUUUGCCAUAUGAGGAAAUGCAAUUGAGUAUAUUCACUGUUAUGUAGCAAAACAAUAAUAAAAUGUCUUUUUAUAUAUUAAAAAAAGGGGGAGGAUCAUGAAAGGAAUUACGAAGUUUUAGGACUUAAACAACAAUAAAACCUCACAAGUUACUGUUUGUAAGACACAGCUAACAUAGUCCUUUGAUGGAAAUGUGUAGUUUCAAGUAAAUUUACCAGAACACAGAAAGGUUGAAAACAAAUAGGCUAAACAUUCAGUUGAAGGAGUUGAAAAUGUAGCAGAGAGAAUACAAAGAAGCCAACUGAAAGAAACAAGGAAGAAGAAUUAACAACAUUAAAAAA